GGGGCGGGGCGUGCGCCUCUCCGGCCGGGCGCUGCCCGGGCCCCGCGGGGCGGGUGGGUGCGCGUCCGCCUGGCUCCCGGCCACAGCGGCCGGGACUGCGCCCUGGCUCCCGGCCCGCGCCCCUUCCCCGCCCCGGCCUUGCCCGGCUGCGAGGGAUCCCUGUUUAUCCCGGGCCGGUGGGGGGACGGGACGCGGCAGUGAGGGCCACGGGGAGGUGCUGCGCUCUGCGGCCAGCCCGGCCCGGCCCCGGCGCCCUCCCCGCUGCUCUCGGGACGUGCUGCGGGCCGGGCACCGGCUCCCGGGCAGGGAUCCCCCCGUUUUGGGGAUCUUUGUGCAGCAAGCCGACUUUUUACCCUCGCUAAGGCAAAUUUGGAAGCAAAAGGGCAAACCAGAUGUUUUGGAGUGAUAACAUAAAACUCUUUUAAAAAAAGGACCUUUCCUACAAUGGCUGCAGUGCUCUCCAUGAUUUCCCACUGAGUGUAACGCAUUGUCUCAUAUGGAAUGUGUGACAGUAACCUUCUAUACUAUAAAAAGCAUAAGUAAAAAGAUCUGACUGGAUUUUUUUUUAUUUUAAACUCUAUUCAGCAUUGUAGCAGAUUGGUUAUUGUGGUUUGUGUUUUGUUGGUGUGUUUUUUCCAGUUGGGAUGAAACUCAUUUUGGGAAGAUGGGAAGUUACUACAUUAAUCGGACCUUCUUCUUUGAUGUCCAUCCCCCUUUGGGGAAGAUGCUGAUUGGGCUUGCUGGCUACCUUAGUGGAUACGAUGGUACAUUUCCUUUCCAAAAGCCAGGGGACCGAUAUGAGCAGCACAACUACGUAGGCAUGAGAGGGUUUUGUGCGUUUCUUGGCUCCUGCCUGGUUCCUUUUGCCUACCUCACAGUGUUGGAACUGUCAAAGUCGCUGCCUGCAGCCUUACUCACGGCUUUCAUCCUUAUUUUUGAUACAGGCUGUAUUACAUUGUCCCAAUAUAUCCUGCUGGAUCCCAUUCUAAUGUUCUUUCUCAUGGGAGCAGUUCUCAGUAUGGUGAAAUGUAACAGCUGUGCAGACAGGCCAUUUUCUGCCUCCUGGUGGUUCUGGCUGAGUCUGACUGGUGUGAGCCUUGCUGGAGCAAUGGGGGUAAAAUUUGUUGGCCUUUUUGUAGUCCUCUUGGUUGGCUUGAACACAAUCUAUGACCUAUGGGACUUGCUGGGGAACCUCAGCCUGUCACUGGUCAUGUUUGGGAAACAUUUACUGGCUCGUGUACUCUGCCUCAUCGUCCUCCCACUUGCCCUCUACACGGCUAUGUUUGCUGUUCAUUUUGCAGUGUUAAAUAGAAGUGGUCCUGGGGAUGGUUUCUUCAGUUCAGCAUUUCAAUCCCAGCUGAUUGGGAACAAUCUUCAUAAUGUCUCCGUUCCAGAGCAUUUGGCAUAUGGGUCUGUGGUGACAAUGAAGAACCUUCGGAUGGCAGGGGGAUACCUUCACUCCCACUGGCACCUCUACCCGGAGGGUGUUGGGGCUCGCCAGCAGCAGGUCACUGCUUACUUACAUAAAGAUUUGAAUAACCUGUGGAUCAUAAAGAAACAUGACUCAGAUACAGCAGAUCUGUCUGACCCCUCAAGCCCUGUGGAGUUUGUGAGGCAUGGAGAUAUUAUUCGUCUGGAACAUAAAGAAACUUCUAGAAAUCUGCACAGUCACCAGCAUGAGGCUCCCCUGACAAGGAAGCAUUUUCAGGUCACUGGCUAUGGAAUAAAUGGAACGGGAGACUCCAAUGACUUCUGGCGGAUUGAAGUGGUGGGCAGAAGGACUGGGGAGCUCAUCAAAGUCCUACGGAGUCAGGUCCGGCUAACCCAUGUGGCCACAGGCUGUAUAUUGGGAUCUUCUGGAAAGACUCUGCCAAAAUGGGGCUGGGAACAAGUAGAAGUCACCUGCACACCAUACCUGAAGGAGACACCCAAUUCCCUCUGGAACUUUGAAGAUCAUAUUAACCCUAAAUUGCCCAAUAUCAGCCUGGAUGUUUUGAAGCCUUCUUUUGCAGAAAUUCUGCUAGAAUCUCACAUGGUUAUGAUCCGGGGAAACAGUGGCCUCAAACCAAAGGACAAUGAAGUCACAUCCAAACCUUGGCACUGGCCCAUCAAUUACCAGGGACUGCGUUUUUCUGGGGUCAAUGAGACGGAUUAUCGGGUUUAUUUGCUUGGAAACCCGGUGAUUUGGUGGCUAAAUCUGGUCACUAUUGGGUUAUAUCUUCUGAUAACAGUUGCCACUGCAGUGGCACUGAAGAGAGGUGUCCGACUGACAUCUGAACUCAAAGAACUGUCCAGAGUCGUGCUACGUGCUGGAGGGCAGAUCACACUGGGCUGGCUCCUUCAUUACCUCCCUUUUUUUAUGAUGGGACGAGUUCUCUACUUCCACCACUACUUUCCUGCCAUGCUUUUUUCCAGCAUGUUGACAGGAAUCACCUGGGAUGCACUACUGAAGUUCUGUGCUGGGCUCUUGUCACCCAGCACUACAGCUAGAAAGGUAUAUGGAGGGGGAUUCCUGGCACUGGUUCUGCUCAUCCUGUACAGCUUCUACCUCUUCCAUCCGCUGUCCUAUGGGAUGAUAGGACCCAUGGCCUCCAACCCGAGCAGCCCCAUGGCAGGGCUCCGGUGGAUGGACUCCUGGGAAUUCUAGAGCAAAGGAAGCCUGGGAACAGCAGAUCAGGAACAUGAGAUCUGCUGCAUGGCAGGCUGAUUCUGGUGCUUUGAGGACGUGACUGUAAAAGGCCCUCUCUGGAGGACUCUGGGUAUAGUAGCCCUGUUGCUGUGGCAUUUGUUUGCACUGCCUGCAUUGGAAGAUGCAGAGGAUGACAAGGUCCCCUUAAAUUAAAAGACUCAUGUCCUGAAUCCUUAGGUUAUAGUAAUGGACAACUGGCUGCCUGAAUGCCAAUUCCUUGAAGCAGUAUAUGUCAGUCCAACUGCAGUGGCAUUCCAGCAGCCAGACCAGUACAAGUUGGAGGCUGUCUGCAGUUGCAUGCACAUUCUAUGCAUGUGUGCGUGUGUCUUCUUGUCAUCUAAGCACCACUACAGUUUGAAGCACUACAGGACUUCUAUCAAGAUUAACAGCCUUUCUUAUGAUGAGGUUUUUGAAAGCUUACUGUAAGUAUCUGGGGACCUUCAUUCUACCUGCCUUGGCUGUCUAAAGGUUUUUUUGUUCUGACCCUGGAUUUUUAAAAUUUGACUGAAAGGGUCUGUUUGAAAUCUCCUGAGCCAUUGUGCCUUACCUGUCUCCCAGGCCCUCUGCAGAGAUGGAAAUUCUUUAUUCCUAUAUACUGCCUUUCUCUCUGGUCACCUUUCAUCAGUUGUACAACUCACCUAGCAGGCCUGUUUUCAGGGCCAGACUGUUCCAGCUCAGCUCUUUGUAGCUUCUUUCAGUUCUGUCUGAAGGUGCCAAGGAAAUUACAGUAGAAAUGACAGGUGGUUUAUUUUCAGCCCCAGUAUGCUGUGGAGACCAGCAUGGGGAGGUACUGGAGACUGUAAAGAUAGCUUGGAAAUCUUACAGACAGCUGUCAUUCAGCUUUUGUUCCCAGCUAUUUCAGUGCCAGUGCCUGUGCUUUUAGGGGAAGGCUGCAUCUCAAUGCAUGUGGCAUCUGCAAAACGGGCUGCUGGUGCCAAAGUAUCUGCUCUGUGUUCCCGUAUUGAACAAGUUCCUUCUCUAGACUGCUGAACAUCAAAUUACAAGGAAAUGCGAGACCAGGCAAAAAUUCUUUGUGAAGUGUCAAGAGCGAUUGAAUGUUGAAUCCACUCCUUCCAAGAAAGUGGAAUUUGAUUUAUCAGCUGCCUUUGUCCUGUGUUGAGUCUAUUUUUAGUCUAUGUUUCUUUUAUUCUAUUCUUCAUCCAAUGUCAGUUUCUUGUCACACAGUUCAAGUUGCUACCUUGUAGUAUCCAACAUGAAUGACACUUAGAUCACAGCUGUAUUCUUAUCUUAAGAAGUAAUAUUUGAAAAACUCUUUUGUGUAUGUUUCAAUGAACUCAUGCCUUUCAUUUCAGAGUUCUUGAUUUGCUUCAUAGCCUUGCAUCAAAUUUACAGGUAGAGGGAGAGUAACAGGUGGUGUGUCUGCCUUUAAAAAUGGACUGUGCAUUUAUUUCUCUUACCAGAUCUUGGAUUCCAGUACAUUUCCUGCCACACGGAAGGGCUGCAUUGGCAUAGUUGUUCUGUGAGGGGGACUAGACUCCAGUCAGACUUGCUUUGGUUCCUCUUUAGUAGAGAUCCACAGCAUCAUUCAGCAAGGCAGCUGCUGGCUUUGUGAGGCUCUGGCUUGGUAUGUCACACCUCUCCAGAAACUGACUCCUGUAGAUACUAGCUCACAUGGGAUGGGCCUGUGCUUUUGAUUCUAAAGGUUUGGAGUUGAUCACCUGCUGCUUAUACGUGGUGGGAAGUCAUUGCAAUAAUUAGCUGCUGGGUUUGAUGAUUCUUUUCCACUUGUUAUUGCAGGAAGUGCUCCUACCUGCAUGAGCCAGGAAUUCACAGAGGUGAUAUAUAGGCAAGAAGGAUGUGGGGGAAGGCUGCAAACUUCUUCAGAACCUGCCAGAUCUGACAGCAGCAGCAAAUUGUUUACUGUUAGCAGUGUGGAAGGCAGACAGUGCAGUGCUGCCUUGUAACAAUGUGAUCCACCAUCUUCUACUCUUGGUGAGAUUAUCGACUUAAUACAUUGCUCUCCUCAAUAUGAGCUUUCUCUAAGGGAGUCCCGUUGUCAUGGGGAGGAUUUGCCAGAAGAGCUGGCAAAAGCCAUGAUGUAAAGUGCAGUUUUUUUCAACACAUACAAUUAUGCAUUUCCCCUUAGCAUUACAACAGAAAAAAAUCUAAGAAGCUUGUGAGUGUUUUGGAAUUACUGUUUGUAACACCCUUUAUUCAUCAUAUUAAACCUGGGGAGUGCAAAAAUUGAGUCAGCAAUCUUGGUUUCUUCAGUUAUUAUGAAGGGGUCAGUUUUGUAGGAGUUGCCUGAGGAAGAUGAACUAGUCUGUUUCUUGGCUAGGAUCCCUCCAUCCUUUAUUACUAAUAAUCUUUUGGAUGUGGAUUGGCAGCUGAGUGCUGAAGGUGGCAAAUUUAAUGCUACCAUCCCACUUUCCUAUGCACAAGUCCAGCUUCUGUUUCAACACAGACAAAAGGUUUAUUUUUCUUUAGGACUGUCACUUCAGUUUCUUGAGAGCAUUUGAUUGACAUUGAGACUAUUUCUUAGGUCUCGAGUGCUGAUAAGGGGGUGGAGGCAUACAGUGAAAAAAAUCUAGCUAUUCCACAAGAGGGAGCAGCUUCCAGCAGAAUUUUUAUUUUUGUUCUGGAGUUAAAAGGAUUGAAAGGUCUACAUUGAAGACUAGAUGGCAGACAUUCCCUGUGCACUCUCUGGACUGCAAAGGUUGGGUUUUCAAGUAAGUGUACAUUGAUGUAGCUCUGUCUUCUUUCAGGAGAAAAAUACUGAAAAAUUACUCCAGUUAGAAUUUGACCUUCAGUAUUUGCUUCUUAAAACAGAAUCUGUCAGGCCAUUAUUGAAAUAUAAUAGUAACUGAUAUUUUAUGAGGUCAAUAAAAUACAAUAAUUUGGAUUUCCUUCCUGACUCUGUCUUGAAAUAUCUGAGUGGUACAGACAUGAAGCAAUGGGUGCAAGGCACUCUUUGCUUUUGGGAUGGAAUUUGGGCUGCCUUGGUUCAGUUUUUCCCGUUGUGCUUGUGGAAUGAGUUCAGGUUCUUUUUGAGAACUGCUCAUUAGUCUUCUGCAGUCACGUGGAAAUAGCUGAUGGUGCUUUCUGAGGCCAGAAGGUGCUGUUCUCUGGAGCAGCUGCUCUCUUUGAACCCUGCUUGACAGGGCUCCUUUUAUCACUGACAGAGUAUUUCAUCAAACUGUAUCCAUGGAUUCAAAUCACAAAAAGCUGCAGGCUGCCACAUUCCCUGCUUCAAAUUCUUUUUUGUGUGUACACUCUAUUUUCAACUCUUCAGUCUCUGAAGGAUAGAUAGAGGGCCUCUAGGCUCAUCCAGCUUUAUCCUAGGCAAUCCAUCCAACUUAAAAGGUUUCUGCUAACAGUCGCUUCAGGACAUCGAUACGCACACAUCUAUUCCAGCAGCAGGGACUGGCCUAUUUCCAGGAACUGGACCACUCGUGCUAUGAGACACAGAUGUGACUGUGAGGAGGAUUUGAAUGGAGAUUACUGUGCCAAGGUUGCCCUUGGUCCAGGUGGAGGACUUUGUGUCAUCGCUGUUUGCCACCAUUGUUUGCAGCCCUGGAAGCCACCACCACUCUUUAGUCCGCACAGGCUUUUGCAUCUUGAUUGGAAGGGCUGAUUGAUGCACAAAGGGCAUUGACAGAAUAUACUUUGUUAUAUCUUCCUCCUUCUUUCUGUUCUUGAGGAAUGCCCGAAGUACAGGACAUGUCUUUGCUUCCCCUAAUUUCUGGGCUAUGCAUCCAUUUCAUACAGGUGCCUGGACAAGGGAUAGGACAGGACAUCUUGUAGUAGUCCAAGUGAAUGAAUACCUGUUACAUGGUCUGAGAGCAAAACCAGAACCUUGUUAUGGAAAGGUAAACAAAUGUGUUACAUGAUAGUUCCCUCCUGUCCCUCCUGAAUCCUUCAGAGAAUUGUUUUUAAGGGACUUGAGAGCAGACCAACUGUUAACAUGGAAACACAAGGCAUUUACCUGAAAUUCUCCAUUGCCACACUUAGCAGCUUCCCUUCCUUGCUGUGACUGAGUAACCCUCUGGGCUGGCACUCUGUGCACAAGCACUGUUUCCUCCUCUCAGGAUCCUGCUGGCAAUGUGAAAACCUCCUUAGCAGUGCCCUGUGUCUCUGCCAGCUGGGGAAUGUAGGUAAGAUAUUUCUUUUUCCCCUUCACAGCAAGUGACCCCAUGACCCCACACAUGGGCAAGCGUGUCAUGAAAGCAAAAAUGUGUGGACUGUUAGAACAACAUAAGGCUCUUCCCUGCUGGGAGAGGAAGGCUGAGGAUAAGAACACCACCUCCGUAGCAUACUUUCUUUGGGGCGGGGCUGUUGGCUGCAAGCAGUCUGGACUGAAAAUUCUCUGUCUUCUUUAAAGUACUAAGACUUUGGUUGUGUGGUCAGUUGUGAGUUGCUUCACUUUGUAAACUUUUUAUGCUCUUUACUUGAAUGUCAAGGGCUAUGGUUAUCACAAAUAAUAUCUGAGGCUAUCACAUGUUAGCAUAGAUACCACUCCUGCUGAAUUUGUAAUUGAUUCUAAAACUUUGCCAAGUGAGCUUACUGUGCUUUACAAGAGACAGGGUUUAGAGCCAUCUUUGAAGAGCUUGCCCCUGGCUAAGCAAGAGUUUGGAACAACAGUGAGAGGAGUUCUUUGGUAAUUCUGUUCUAUAUCCCGAACCUUUCCUACUAAUGCUGGGGGAUGUGUGUGUGCAUCUGUCUGAACUGAAUUCUUUUAACUAUGGUGCAAUUACUGUACCAUAUGGUGUGGAUGGGAGAAUGUUCCCUUGAGCUAUAAAUGUGUUUUGUACAGGUGAUAAUGGAAAACGAGGUAGAAUUUGGAAUUUAAUUUUGUAAUAAAUAUCUCUUAUUUGAAGCAAUCUCUUUGUGUCUAGAUUUAGGGGUGGGUUUUUUCCCCCUUUCAUUUCAUCCUUACAUACAUGCUUGAAGUAACAACAUGAACUUUAAAUGGGCCCAUUGGAGAAUUUAAUCUAGGAUAGUGAUGAUGUACAUCAGCUUUUAGCACACAAGUAUUGCUGGACUGCAAUUCUAGGAGAUCAGAUUUUACUGCAAUCUAAGCAAUGUAUUGGUAAGCACAACAGGAAGGGAAACAAGUACAUUUGGACAAGAAUAAAGUACUGUCUGUCGAAGCAGGUUUAUUUCUCCCUGUUAAAGAUGUGGUAAAUUGUCAAUAUGUAUAAUAUGCCAGGUUUGAUCAAGCUUCUGAUAGGUUACCUAUGAAGACUUCAUUUGACAGGUCAAGUACUUUAUUCAGAAACCCAGCAUUUUUCUGUAAGUCAUGUUCAGUCUAGUGUUCAUAACACCAGACAGGUGCACAGUUUUGUACAAAUGAGUCCCUUACUGUGAAUUAAAUGUGAGAAUCCAUAAUAAAACUGGAACACUGAAAAUCAGAAUCUAGCUUUAUACAAGGCUGUAGUGAGGGGCUGGGAUAUACUUUUGAGUAGAGUGUAAUAAGGGGUUGCUUGGGGUGGAACUAGAUGGGAAAAACCAAAAUAAAGCCACCUUACCUGGGACUACACAUUGAUGCCCAGAUGAGUGCUGGAGGAGAGCCAACCAGUGUGUUUGGAUAUGUUCCAAGGGCUGCUGAAGUACAGCCAGGACAGCUAGAAACUGGACUGUGGCCUGUACAGCCUGAUGCAACAGGCUAUGCUUACUGAAAAGCCUAUUGACUUCUUGUAUUGCUCCACACAGUGCAAGUUGGUCUGGAUAUUGUCUGAUGAGGGCUUUGUUCUGGAAGGGAGGACUGCUGAUACAGAGACUGUGCUAGAAUGUAGGGAGAGGACCAAAAAGGGAGUAUUGUUCGUAAAGUGCAUGGCUUCUUUCUGCAGGUAAGUGAUCUCACAUGGGUGAACAAUGGUGACUCAUUCCAAUUAGCACUUGAUUUGAACCUGCCAGAUUUGUAGGCUUCUAGAUUCCAGCCAUCACCCCAUUAUCUCUUCCUCAACAAGAAUGAGGCUCUUUUAUGACCUGGUGUUUCAAUAUAGAUUUUGUGCUCUGUCUUCAAGCUGCUUCUUAAUCUUCUAUUUUCUAACCAAAUAGAAUCUUCCCAUACAAGUUGCUUCCUUUGGCUCUCAAUCUCCCAUGACCUCCUUUUCAUUUUCUUUGGGUAACUAUAAGGUUUCCCAAUCCAUACCAUGUCUUCCAACACGAGUCUCCUGAGGUCCAAAUGCUGAAAUCAUAUGGAUUUCAUCUUCGCUACACCUACCACUGCUGCUUGGUUUAUGUCUGAGGGUUGUUGUUCGGAGUUGUUUUCUAAUACACCACCACCAACUGUACUCUGGCCCAUGUAAUGCGUGCUCUAGAAGUAGAGAGUUUGUGCUUUAUAGAAUGGUUAUAAGUCUGACAAGCAUUAUAAUUGUUGUAAAUUGCUUUUCCAUUUUUAUCCUUCUUGCAGUCAUUGCUUUAUCUCUAUUGCAUAUAUAUAUAUUGCAUCCAGAGCCUGUCAUAUAUAUAUAUAUUGCAUCCAGAGCCUGUCAUAUAUAUAUUUUGCAUCCAGAGCCUGUCAGUUGUUGUCAUGCAGCUGACAAAAGGUAGUUUUAAGGCUUCAUUCACCUGGCCUGUUUUUUUCACUAUGUAUUUUAGGAUGAAGUGGUUCUUAAGUACCUGGGUUUCUCCAUUGACCAGAAUGGGAGUUUAGAUUGUGUGUUCUUAUGAAAGCAUCUGUGUUGGAUCAGCUGAGUCACACCCUGGCAGUGUGCUGGUGCUUUGCAGUGCUUUAGGGACAAUAACUGUUCCACUACAGGAUGGAGAAUGAAAGCAGCUGAGAAGUGGGGGAAUCAGUUGAGAAGGUGAACAUUAAGAUGGUACAUUCUUGACAUGCAUCAGAAACAGUGUGGCCAAGCAGGACCAAGGCAAUGAUUGUCCCCUUCUCAGCACUCACACCUCAAAUCCUCUGUUCCCUUUUGGGAUCCCUCACUGCAAGAAAGACAUUGAGGUACUGGAGAAUGUCCAGAGAAGGGCAACAGAGCUGGUAAAGGAUCUGGAGCACAGCUCUGAUGAGAAGCAGCUGACAGAGCUGGGGGUGUUU
Messenger RNA from Motacilla alba alba, 9698 nucleotides. RefSeq names its product protein O-mannosyltransferase 2 (gene POMT2). The record is from RefSeq and is a predicted model, not a curated record. The coding region runs from base 665 to 2647 and encodes 660 amino acids. The transcript is spliced from 20 exons. Gene Ontology annotation, biological process: protein O-linked glycosylation. Gene Ontology annotation, cellular component: membrane. Gene Ontology annotation, molecular function: mannosyltransferase activity. NCBI's taxonomy places the organism in Eukaryota, Metazoa, Chordata, Aves, Passeriformes, Motacillidae.